GGGUUUGACCUCUCGGUUUACCACGGGAACGUGAGUCGAGCAUGUCAGUAUAAAUAUCACAGUCCUAUUAAAGCCUGCUUGAAAACUACUAAUCGGCUGUGACUGAGGACGAAAUCUUAUAUACAACACUAUAAUGGCAGCACAAGCCUUGGAUGUGGCGCCCUCAAUCCGGGUGAUGUUAUGGACACAUGCCAGGUCUAGAUCUACGGCAUUUGAGUUGGCAAUUGCAUCGGAACCAUCUAUUAAAGUUUUUCAUGAACAGUUCAUUGUAGCGUAUUUCUAUGGAUCAGAUCGAAAAUGUAGCGAGUUGUAUUUGAGAGCGCCACCUAUGUCUGGAAAUGCAUAUCAAGAAGUGAAAAAUAGGCUAGAGACAAAGUGGACCGGGAAAAGGGUCAUCUUUGCAAAAGAUGGAGCAUUUGGAUUAGGAAGUAAAGACAACUAUAAAUAUCUGCCAUACGGUUACACUCACACGUUUCUUAUUCGUGACCCGAUUGCAUCCAUCUUGUCUCUGUACAAGUGUAUUAUGAAGCGUCAUCCUGAAGAUGAAAAACUGGCCAUAAUCAAAAUGACCAUUGAAGUUGGCGAUUUUAAAUCACUAUACGAACUAUAUAAGUAUGUUACUGAAGAAAUGAAACAACCUGCAAUAAUCAUGGAAUCAGACGAUUUAAUGAUGUAUCCAAAGGAAACGAUGCAAAAAUAUUGCUUAGCAACUGGUAUUCCAUUUAGUGAGAACUUCUUACACUGGAAACCUGGCAAUGUUGAUCAUUUCCCCGAUUUCAUGAAGGAACCAACGUUUUUCAAUAUAUAUUAUAAGACAGUUGUUGAAAGCACUUGUUUCCAGCCACCAACACAAUCACCCUUAGAUUUGAGCGAGUUACCAGGAGAAAUAAAGAGAGAAAUUGAGAAUGUCACUAUGCCUUUGUACAGAGAAAUGGCCAGAAAUAAAUUAUAAAUUUGUACCCGUUAUUAAUUACCGCGACUAUUUUAUUCAUUGAUUAAUAACACAGAAAAUACCACUAAAAAAAUUUGUGAUA
Messenger RNA from Saccoglossus kowalevskii, 1034 nucleotides. RefSeq lists its product as uncharacterized. NCBI's taxonomy places the organism in Eukaryota, Metazoa, Hemichordata, Enteropneusta, Harrimaniidae. The record is from RefSeq and is a predicted model, not a curated record.